AUGUGGAACAGAGAUCGGGAGGAGGAACCGGAUUUUCGACUCCCAGAGGUCCCAAAAUCUAGAGAAGAAUUUGAAGAUCGCCCAGAGGUGCCUGUUCAAAGAUCCCGAGGAGUUCCGCACAUUUUGAAGAAGCCUAGAGCCUUGACAGCAAGCUCGUCUAGAAACUUGAAAACCAAACUGACAAAAGAAACAUCGGGGCUUCUCCAAGGCCAACCACUGCUCCCAAGUUACCGAAGACGAUCUAAAGUCCCUCCCAACUACUCAGCAGCCAUUCCAUACCCUCCAAAGUGGCUCAAGAACUUGAACCAUCUACCAGGAGCUUCCUCUUGUCUUCAACCAUCCCAAUCGGUUGUCAAGAAGAGUAAUGAGCUAUCACGAACUAUCAGCACAUGUGCUGGAGACCGAUUUGGCCAGUCUAUGGAUUAUAGAGCACAGGAAGCACACCAGGAACCAUUUCAGAUGGCUAGAAGCCAGAAAGCCAGCCAGCAGGCCAAAUUUGCUCAUAGACAGAAACAGCCAUCAGGAAGCAUUCCAGGAAGCGAGAUGAUCUAUCAGUCUUCCAUCCAACCUAGAUCAUCUGCGCCAACCCACCGGGACCAUCCAAUUGAGACAUGUCCACCUCGGAGCCCGGUAAAAAUUACCCGGUCAAAGGUUCGAGCCCAGCCAAGAGCUCCAUUCACUUCUAAAAUUGCUCAAUUCCCGGGAAUGCACUGCGAGUCAGCGGCGACAAUGACAAUUGUUCAGAAGGCAAUGAGCGUCUGCAAUCCAUCCAACUUGGCACAGUGUAAACAAAAAUCGUUACAUGGCUGCGAGAUAUCUCAAAGUCUAGAUAAAUCUAUGAGAAAUUUGAAUUUUGCGCCAAAUCAACAUCUUGGAAUUUACUGGGGAUCAUCAGCUGCCAUAGUUGAGCAGUCUCAAAGCGAAACUAGACAGAACGAAGGACCCAGGUGCCAGAAUCUGGGUCAGCAGCUCCACAACCAACCCGGAGUAUCUAGCAACCAACAUAGGCAAGGACAAGCCUCCAGAUGCCAGAAACCCGUUCAGCAGCUCUACAGUGAUCCCGGACUAUCUAGCACCUCUUAUUUCCCUGUCGUUUCAAGUUAUCAUCAGAAUUCCUACCACCACCAGCAGCAGCACAUCCAAAAUUUAUCCGGAUCGUCUGGAAGCUAUCAGGAUCUAUACCGCCCGGUUCGAGCCAUCCCAUUCGAUCCUUAUCACCGAAUCCAUUCUGCGACCGGAUCCGUCUCUUCUUCAUCGGAUGAGUUCCAGGAUUACGGUAUUGAGGAUCCAACAACAAAUAUCGAAGACCAUGGCUCUAGGAAGCGUGUCUUCUCGAGAGGGACGUCUUCAUUGUCGAUGGCAUCAUCUACGUCUCAGUCACCUCCGAAGAAGCCGAAGCGCAUCCGUCAUAGGAGAAAGGCAAAGGUCGAGGAGUCGUCAGUGGAACUGCAGCCAAUGAGGUUUGAAAAUGGGAUCAACUUUGAAUCAAUGAAGCAUUGGCUGGAGGAAAACGUGAAGCCAGCGGUUCUGGAAUCUGAAAUCAGGAAAAGAGACAUGGCCAGAAAAUUUACAAAAUAA
Caenorhabditis briggsae is the source of this 1578-nucleotide messenger RNA. Bases 1 to 1578 code for a protein of 525 amino acids. The transcript is spliced from 3 exons. Lineage: Eukaryota; Metazoa; Nematoda; Chromadorea; Rhabditida; Rhabditidae. The record is from RefSeq and is a predicted model, not a curated record.